This is a messenger RNA of Suillus clintonianus, 1341 nucleotides long. Its product is annotated as ribonuclease H-like protein. Lineage: Eukaryota; Fungi; Basidiomycota; Agaricomycetes; Boletales; Suillaceae. The coding region runs from base 1 to 1341 and encodes 446 amino acids. Gene Ontology annotation, biological process: DNA replication, removal of RNA primer. Gene Ontology annotation, molecular function: nucleic acid binding; RNA-DNA hybrid ribonuclease activity. The transcript has a single exon. The record is from RefSeq and is a predicted model, not a curated record.
AUGAAUAGAGAAGUAGCAAACCCACAAACAAUCACAAUCCACACGGACGGAUCAUGCUUCAAUAACGGAAAAGAGAACGCGCGAUGCGGAAGCGGCGUAUGGUUCGGAGAUAACAAUCAGAAUAACAAGGCGCUAAGAAUUAGAGGACACCAACAAUCAAAUCAGGUCGGCGAAGUAGCGGCGGUCCUAGCAGGCCUACAGAUAGUCGACCCCUACACACCAAUAAAAUUUGUUACUGACUCCAAGUACGUCAUAGAUGGAAUGACAACUCACCUACAAGUGUGGGAAGACAGAGGAUGGAUAGGAAUAGCAAAUAAAGAGCUACUUAAAGCGACAGCGUACAACCUAAGAAAAAGAUCAGCCCAAACAACCUUCCUAUGGGUCAAAGGACACAACGGGAACCUAGGAAACGAAGAAGCAGAUGCAUUAGCAAGCGAAGGUGCAAUGAAGGACACUUACGAUGAUAUAAAUACAACAAUACCCCCUGAAUUCGACUUACAAGGAGCGAAGCUUUCAUCCAUCACCCAAAAGAUCGCAUAUGAUGGAAUUAAAAAUAUGACGCACCUCCCAUAUAAUAGAAAUACCCUCGGCCACCUAGAUAUAGCCCGAUACGCAAUACAAAAAAUAACAAACAACCUUGAAACCGAUAGCACAAUCUGGCGGAAAUGCCGAAAUAAAGACAUAUCAAAAAAAAUUCAACUGUUCCUCUACAAAGCAAUUCACAACACGCACCGGGUAGGGGGAUACUGGAAUAAAAUUCCCCAAUUCGAACACCGAGCAAAAUGCAGAUCGUGUAACACUGAUAACGAAUCUAUGGAACAUAUAUUAAUAGAAUGCGAAGAUCCAUCACGCAAAACGAUCUGGAAAUUAGUAGAACAACUAUGGCCCCAAACGAUAAUAGAAUGGCCAGAGAUUACCUAUGGUACAAUCCUCGGAUGUGGAUCGAUAGAAAUCCCACACACACAAGACAAGGAUAAUCCCAACGAUAAGAAACUAGAAAAAAAAAAGAGAGGCGCAUCACGCCUCUUAAGAAUAUUAAUAUCAGAAUCAGCGCACCUAGUCUGGGUUAUGCGAUGCGAAAGAAUAAUAAGUGACAUCUCACACACGGAAGAAUCUGUUAUCAAACGCUGGCAAAACGCACUUAAUCGAAGACUCACCCUAGAUAGAGUCAUAACAAGUAAAAUUAACAGAACAAAAAAACAACAACUAACUAUAGAAUCCACAUGGUCAGAAAUAAUAUUAUCUAAUACAUCCCCGACACCAAAAAACUGGGUCACCACCCUAGAGGUUUUAGUGGGUAUAAAAUUCCCCAGGCCCCCGCAAUCCGGGGUCACCAGGUAA